Molecule: messenger RNA, 2905 nt
Organism: Paramecium sonneborni
Lineage: Eukaryota; Ciliophora; Oligohymenophorea; Peniculida; Parameciidae
Source: the annotation of a GenBank genome assembly
AUGAUGGAAUAUCAGGUAUUACAAAUAUUGAUUCAAAGUAGAUUUAUAUCAUAAAAUUCCAUAAGAAAAUAAUUUAGAAUUAGAGUAAUUUAAGUCCUAUUUAUAAAUUUAUAGAAUUAAAAAUUCUUUAUAAUUAUAUUUUUAAAUGUAAAUAUUUCUAUUAAUUUAUAAAAAAAAUUUAAAUUUAUUCAAAAUUUUCACACUAGUCGAUAAUGAUAAUAAGCCUUGUUUUAGUCUAUAUAACUCAUUAAACUCUUGUUUAUUAGUUUGAUGCAAGCUCUAACGUAAAUAAUGGUAAUAUCUUAUAACUUAUUUUAGGAUGGGAUACUAACAAUAAUAAAGAUUUCUUUGCUUGUGAUGGAAUUCAUUAUUUUGGAUUAGAUAGUGGUGUGUAUUUUCUUAGUCAAAUGUUUUACGAUCUUGAACCUCAUUCUCAUGUUAUGGUGGAAGCAAAAAUUUUGAGGUAAAUGUAUUUUUGUUAAUUUUAAAAGCGUCGAUGGUAAUAAUAUCCUUACUUUUGGGGUAGAAGCUGUAUCAAUAAAUUAUGUAUCAGAUGUAGUAUCUGAAAAUUCAAUUUGUGGUGCUACAAACCAAGAAUAUGAACAUACUAUUUCUAUCACUUGGUAACAUAAUAGAAGAACUGUUUCUAUACUUAUUCUAUCAGAUCAUGGAGGAUUAAUAUCUUUAAGUUUAAGCAUCUUAAGAUGCUAGUAUGAUUGCGCUGGAUGCAUAGAGAAUUAUGAUAUGUUUUGUUUAUCAUGGAUAAUGCAUUCAUAUUUUUUUAGUUAGAAAUUGAUCUAAAUUUCUGAUGGAUGGACUUUUGGAUAAGUAAAUUAUAUACCUGUACCAGAAUGUGAUAAUUGCUAAUUUUUGGAAUUUAAAGAAAUUUAAUAUUCUACUCAAUUACCUCCUCAUUAAGAUGUAUUAAUAAGAUUUUUUAAAUUAUCAAAUAACAUAAUAGUAGAUUAUUUUUAUAGUAAAUAAACAAUUAGUUCUUCCAACUAGUAAAUAGAAAUAUUAAUUAGAAAUCAUAAAGAUCUGAUAUUAUAACUUAUUAUUAAAACUGAAUAAUCUGAUUAGGUCAGUUAUAUUAGAGAUUUUGAUAUAUUUUACACUUAGCCAGAAAAAAUGUUUAAUAAUUUAAAUGCUGGUUGUUUAGAGUAAGUUGAAGAUAGAUGCAUGAUUUGCCAAGAAGGUUGGACUUAUGAUGAAUUGUUGGAAAAUUGUAAUCCAGUUUGUGGUGAUGGUAUCAUUCAAGGUUAAGAAGAAUGUGAUGAUGGCAAUAUAAUAUCUAAUGAUUCUUGUUAUUUAUGCAAGUAUAAGUGCAUAGACUUUUGUAAGACAUGUUAAUUUGGGAUUUGUUUGGAAUGUUAAGAUGGAUUUAAUAUUAAUAGUAAUUUUACUUGCAAUCCUAUAUGCGGGGAUGGUGAAUUAAUUCCUUAUUCAGCUGAAUAAUGUGAACUGACAGAGAAUGGUGUGUGGGAUGGCUGUUAGGAUUGCAGAUUUAUAUCCGUGGCACAUUGUAAAACUACAUACUAAUCAAUUUGCUUAGAGUGUGAAUUAGGGUAUUAAAAUUAAGAAUACAUAUGUUUACCUUAUUGUGGAGAUACAAUCAUUCUUGAAGAAUAUGAGGAUUGUGAUGAUGGCAAUGAACAACCUUAUGAUGGCUGUUUUUAAUGUAAGUUUUAAUGCAUUGAAGGUUGUAAUAUUUGUGAUCGAGGAUAAUGCAUUUUGAAAUGUGAAGAUGGAUAUAAAUUUGUUAAUAAUAGUUGUCUUUCUAUUUGCGGUGAUUAAGUAAUUACAAAAGAAGAGGAUUGUGAUGAUGGUAAUUUACGACCUUAUGAUGGCUGCUUUAAUUGCAAGUAUUCUUGCCCAGAAAAUUGUUAUUAUUGUCAUCAAGGUACUUGUUUAGAGUGCAAUAAUUAAUACUAAUUGCUAGAGUCAAAUUAAUGUAAAUAAGAAUUACAAUUCGGAGAUGGAUUACUUGAGGAAUAAGAUUUAUGUGGAGAUGGAUUACUUUCGGAAUAAGAAUAGUGUGAUGAUGGAAAUUCUUAAGCAGCGGAUGGAUGUUUUGAUUGUUUAAUUGAAUAAAAUUGGAUUUGUAUUACAAUCACAAUAGACUCUCCUAGCUAAUGUACAUUCAUCAAAGCUCCAUCCUUAAUAGUUAAUUAUCUAAAUAUAACAUAAAAUAAGUAAUACAUAAGCAUAUCAUUUGAUUAAAGAGUAAAGAUAUAAACAGCUUAACCAUUAUCAGAAACAAUAAAUCUUUAAUUAUUAAAUAUAGACGAGAAUAAAUGGAAUAGCAGCUUAUAUAUAUUAUAGGAUGUUGGAUCAGAUGUGAGUUUUGGAGAAUUUAUUGCCUAAGUUGAAGUGUAUUAAUUACUUGAAUUUAGACCAGUCUUGAAAAUUUAAAUUAGUCAGACUGUUUCUAAUAUAAAUAAUGCUGUUUUGGAAAAUGUUGAAAAAUCGAUUAUACUACAAUAUCCAACAUAUUUGGAUUAAAAACAGAAGGAAUAUUCUUUAAGUUUGAAAAAUCUUAAUUAAAAUGUCAUUUACAGUUUGUCUAGAAUCACUGGUUUAGGUCUACUAUUAGGCUAAGAUGAAUUAUUUUUUGAAGUUUUGUCAAUCCUUUAAUUUUAGCAAUACUUAAGGUAUAUUAAUUUGUAAUUCCCAGAAAAUCUUGAGAUUUAUUUUUCGAUAAAUGAUUUGUUAACAGUUGAACCUCUUUUAGAUUUUGUUUAAUUUCCUCAGCUUUUAAAGUUUAUUGAUAUUGAAUAAAAUGGAGAAUAUAAUCAUGGAAAAUUUAAUGUUAAAAACUAAAACCCAAGCUUGCUCAUCAAUCUUUCAUGCCAAUUACUUUAAUUCUUUAUAUUUUUAUUAGUUAUUUUGUCACUUUAAUGGUUGA